Messenger RNA from Paramormyrops kingsleyae, 3673 nucleotides. It is a transcript of the gene gab3, whose product is annotated as GRB2 associated binding protein 3. Gene Ontology annotation, cellular component: cytoplasm. Lineage: Eukaryota; Metazoa; Chordata; Actinopteri; Osteoglossiformes; Mormyridae. Gene Ontology annotation, biological process: signal transduction. The record is from RefSeq and is a predicted model, not a curated record. Gene Ontology annotation, molecular function: signaling adaptor activity.
ACCCUAUCUUGCUCUCACUCACACGCACGCCUGUCACUGCGAUCAAUGGCUCGACUUCCUCCUGUGGUAGGGCUGUGCCACAGAACAUAGAAAUUGACUUGCGCUGCUCAGUUCAAAACAGUGGCAGUACAAGCAGUAUCACAUAGACGUUGAAAUCCCCUGUAUUCUGGCACUCAUCAGAUGAAAUGAGCGCAGGGGAUGUGGUUUGCACAGGCUGGCUCAUCAAAUCCCCCCCUGAGAAGAAAUUAAAGAGAUAUGCAUGGAGGCGACGGUGGUUCGUGCUGCGAAGGGGCCGAAUGAGUGGGAACCCUGACGUCCUGGAAUACUACCGCAGCAAGAGCUCCAAGAAACCCAUCCGCACUAUUGACCUGAGGGAGUGCGAGGUCCAGAUGCCCGCUGACUUGCAGCUUAUUAAGCGCAAUUUCCAGAACCAGCACCUGUUCCUAGUCAAAACCUCUUCCCGCAUCUUCUACUUGGUCGCUAAGACAGAAGAUGAAAUGAAAAGCUGGAUACGUAAUAUUAGUCAAAUCUGCCAUUUUGAGUUAAUGAAUGAUAGUGCAGACUCACUGGAUUCUGCCCAGCAACAUUCACCUGCCCAGUCGCCAGGCACGAUCCACACUGUCAGUGCAGACCUUCCUCGUAAUGCUGAUGCCCCGGAUGUGAGCUGCAGCGACUCAGAAUCCAGCCCGCCACUGGACUAUCUCUUUCUGUCACAAUGUGAGACAGGGAGGGUCCCGAUGACCAGCUGCAACAGCUGUUCAAACUCAGACAGAUCCAUAGAGUGCAGCUCUUCGGAAAACACCUUUGAAGAAAUGUUCUCCUCGCCCCUCUGUUUCAACCCAUUUUCACCAUCGCUGCCAGUGGCCCCCACAGAGCCUCCCCUCAGUGCCUCCUCCUGUAUCUCGUCACAGAAUUGCCACCCUUUGCCAGAUGUCUUCAAGUUUGAUACUUUAUCCUCUGGCCUGAUGCUAAAUGGCCUCAUGGAUAGCUUCAGCCCUCCAGCAAGGCCUCCAAAGCCCAGCCAAUGUAACUGGGAUAGCACGUGCCUUGUCACAGUCUCCCGGAGAACCUCAUUGGGGGGACCCGAUCAUUUCAGGAGACGGGAAUUCGAAGGCAACUCAUUAAAAAGCUUGAAUAAAAGGCUCAGCCUUAAUUUGCCUUCCCUGGUUACAGUUCAUAAUCCUCAAUGGAUUGACUGCAAUGAAGACUCGUACAUUCCCAUGGAUUCUCGGGUUUCCUCCCCCGUCUCCACUUUGGACAAUUCAUCAGAUGGAUACAUUCCAAUGAGUCCCACUUCUGUGAGCCUUCUCACAUCUAGUGACAGAGAUGAGACCCCUCCCCCUAUCGUGCCCCUGCGUGGCUUACCCUACGAAGUGGACCCACCUCCAGUCAAUCGGAAGCUCAAGCCUAGAAUGAGAGCAAGACCACCGCCUCUUGACCUGCGGAGCCUUUCCACAAUCAGAGAAUCUGACACACACUUGCCUCUGACAAGGACUCGAACAGAACCCAGCAGCUUUGCACACCGUCUGCCACUGAACAACGAAGCAGCAAUGACUGGGCCUCCAGGAAGCCUAGACAACAGCUGCCUCUCAAAGGGCUUGAACCAACACUUCUUCCCAACAAAUGGCAAUGCAGCUUUCCCUUGGCUGAGAAGAGCGAAUCUGGAUUAUCUUUCCCUGGACUUCAACUCUGCCUCUACCUCGCCUGUCCAGAUGAAGCCCAUUUUUGCUGAUGAAGACAGAGUGGAUUAUGUACAAGUGGAUGAAAAGAAGACACAAGCCCUGCAGAACACUAAAAUGGAGUGGAAGGAUGUCCGACAGUCUAAAGUAUAAUGCGUCCUGGGGCACAAGAAGUAUAUGUUUCAUAUACGGUACAUCAGCUACAUAUGCUGUACACCACAAUUGUGAUUACUUUGUAAUAAAAAGUGAUAAUUUAUAUUUUCAAAAUAAGAGAAAUAUCGAAAUAUUUGUAUGCCGAUUCUGUGGCAGUAGUAAUCACAGUACACACAUUAUGGCUUGGGGCUGUACAAAAUUGCACGGUUAAAAGAAUAUGAACCUAAGAGACACUUGACACCGACUCAUAGAUAUCACAAAAAGCUAGCAGUGCGUGUCCUGUGAUAUGUAAAUCAAAUUCUAAAACAUAUAUCAUUUCUAUGACAAGUCAUUCCAUCUCGGUCUUUCACACUUACCCAUCUCCUCCGAAAACCUAGAUCUUAUCCACUUAAUAUCUGUUUGCGAGAUGAGAGCCAUUUGUGAGAAAGUCACACAAGGCAAUGAUUACAGUACACUGCGUCUUCCCUCAUAGUCUGCUACAUCAUUUAAUGUCAUAGUACAUCAAUGGUGUAUUACUGUAACGCUCACACUCAAAUUCCCUUUAUAUUUAAGGGAGUUUUUGGGUUUCUUUCAAUGUACAGUGGUGCCUGUGGUUCACGAACACAAUCCAUUCCAGGAAAGUGGUCGUGAACCAAUUUGGACGCGAACCAAGGCAAUUUUUCCCAUAAGAAAGAAUUGAAAUUUGAUUAAUUCGAAUAAUCCCACCAAAUAAUACUUUUUGUUAAUUAAUUUUAUAGUAAAAACUUUAAAGAAAAAUACAAUAGUGUGUGCGGACCGAGGCAUGGUGGGUAUAUCUGGUCCGAUCCUCACGUGUAUUUAACGUGUGUAAAUCUUCCACCGUAUGUGCAUCUUACAGUUCGGCGUCUUACAACCUUGCGUUCCCCGUCUGUGUAUUUGGGCUCGGUGCUCUUUGGGUGCCUGUUGUGGUCCUACUAUUUACAAUUGCACGUGGGGCAUGCUGGGACAUGCUGGGACAUGCUGGGGCAUGCUGGGACAUGCUGGGACAUGGCCCCGCCGGUGCUACACUAGUAAAAAAAAAUAAUCUGGUUGAGGAAUCUGUUCGUCAACCAAAUUUUGUACGCGAACCAAUGCAUUUUUUUCACAAAAUUUUUGGUCGUGAACCAAAUUGUUCAUAGACCACAGCGUUCGUGAACCGCAGGUACCACUGUAUUAUAUAGUAUAUUUUUAAAUAUUAAUUAUAUAUGAAGGAAAAUUCUUGCUUAUGCUUAUGUGCAUAAAAUAAAAUGCAAGUAUAUUAACUAAAGCUACUUUGUUCUACACAUAUGUUACAUGUUCUCAUGCCUGAGACUAUAACCCUCUCAAAAGGUAUUACUGAGCACUGGAAAGGGUACAUGAUGUUCUGGAAAUGUUUUCUAAUCUAUUAAAAUAUCUAUACACUGUUAAAAUACAUAUUUAUUUCUUUUGGAUUUUCACUUUGCCAGUAGUAAAAUGUAUGUACAAUACUUAUGUUUUUAACAACUAAAGAAGGUUGCUGAUAGUUUAAACAGAUAGUUUAAAAAUGUAUCAGCUCUAUAGCAUACUAUGAUAAUGAUGUGGGCAGCUGAUGAUUAAAAAGCAUUCGCCAUUAAAAUAUUUUCACUACACCAUUUUUGUUUUAUAAAUGUUGUAUUUUAUGUUAUAUGGUACAGAACGCUUCACAGUUCAUGUUUACUGCCAAAAAGAGGAGAUGUUUUCAAACAGUACCUAAAAUAAAUUUCAUUUUGGCAAUGAUGUGUAAGUAACACAUACAUAACUAGUAAAUUAUUUUUUUUAAAGGCUAUGUAAGUUACAAAAUUUAAAAACUGUAUAUGUUUAUAAAAAAUAAACAAUAUAGCCAAGUC